AUGCGCGGAGCUACGCAGUUGGGGAAGAUGGGGGAAGCGGGAGGGGAGAUAGAGGAUAAGGAAGAGAAAGCGCGUCGCUUGGGCGUGUCGUCGCUUUGGGUGGUGGGAGCGCUGGCGGUGGCAGCGCUGCUGCUGCUGCUGGCCGCAAGGGCAGAGCGCCACCUGCCACCAGCUCGUGACGCACCCCCUGACGACUUUAGUGGCUUCCGUGCGCAUCGCUACCUCGUUAACCUAACCGCCGUCGGGCCGAGGGUAGCGGGCAGCUACGAGAAUGAAGUGGUGGCCGUGAAGUGGAUUCUGAAUACUCUGCGGGAGAUCGCGGACCAAGCGUCGCCGCACAACCGACUCGAGCUGGACGUACACACCGCCAGCGGCGCCUUCCCGCUCUCCUUCCUCGAUGGCAUGAACAACGUGUACCGCGACGUGCAGAGCGUGGUGGCGCGCGCGAGCGGCGCGGGCGGGCGGCGCGCGCGCACGGCGCUGCUGCUCAACUGCCACUUCGACACCGUGCCCGACAGCCCAGGUGCUAGUGACGACGGCGCGGGAUGCGCCGUGCUGCUGGAGACGCUGCGCGCGCUGCUGGCGGCGCCGCGUCCGCUGCGUCACGACGUCAUCGCGCUGCUCAAUGGUGCCGAGGAGAACAUACUGCAGGCCUCACAUGCCUUCGUCACCACGCACAGAUGGGCGAAAGAUGUCCGCGCAUUCAUAAACUUGGAGGCGUGUGGCUCCGGCGGCCGCGAGGUGUUGUUCCAGGCCGGCCCGCAGGAUCCCUGGAUACUGGAGGUGUACGCGGGCGUGGCGCCGCACCCGUUCGCGUCGUCGCUGGCGCAAGAGCUGUUCCAGAGCGGCCUCAUCCCCGCUGACACAGACUUCCGCAUCUUCCGCGACUUCGGCGGACUCUCCGGCGUGGACUUGGCGUGGAGCAGCAACGGGUUCGUGUACCACACGCGCCUCGACACGGCUGCUCGCGUGCCGCCCGCCGCGCUGCAGCACACCGGCGACAACGUGCUCGCGCUUGUACAAGGGAUGCUGCGACAUCCGGCACUAGAGAGCGCGGUGGAGCGGUCCGCCCUGCCGGCGUACUGCGACGUGCUGGGGCUGGUGGUGGUGGCGCUGCGGCCGGGCGCCGCGCUGCUGGCCGCCGCCGCCGCGCUGCUGGUGCUGCUGCUGCGCCUGCUGCUCUCCGCAGCUGAUGCGCAGCGUCACCGUGAGCGUUAUCUUGUUUUUUGCUGCUUCACUGCACUCUCGUACAAUGUUAGCUGUAUAUGUAAUGUAAUGCAUUAUUGUAUUCGGACGUAA
Messenger RNA from Parnassius apollo (apollo), 1299 nucleotides. NCBI's taxonomy places the organism in Eukaryota, Metazoa, Arthropoda, Insecta, Lepidoptera, Papilionidae. The record is from the annotation of a GenBank genome assembly.